Molecule: messenger RNA, 2602 nt
Organism: Hyposmocoma kahamanoa
Lineage: Eukaryota; Metazoa; Arthropoda; Insecta; Lepidoptera; Cosmopterigidae
Exons: 3
Coding region: 259-756 (165 amino acids)
Source: RefSeq, a predicted model, not a curated record
CACCUCUAAUCCCGGACUAAACUGACUUUUGUUUUGUUAGUCUAUGGUUACGUUUAUCGUCACUCGUUCGUUGUACGCGAAUUUAAAGAAAGAAGUAGCAUUUUUGUGCCCCGAUAACUUAACCUGACAUUAAUUAAAUUCUAGUUCAUUGAGAAACAAGUGCACCAAACGUUUUGCUGGCCAAAACUUGAUCUCAGUAAUAAAUUUACUAACUCAUUUUCAGAGUGUUAAGGGGAACGUAGAUCAUUUGCUCGCAGAAUGUCUGCACCAGGUUUAACGUCAGAGGCACAGCUACGCUACCUCCUUCAGUGGUUUGGGGAGUUCAGUGAGUUGCAACGCGAAGAUUUCCUUCCGAUUCUCGCUGCUGCUCGUGCUGAUAAGCCGGACAUUCUUGCUGCAAGUCUUGCCAGACUCUCAUGUCAAGAUAAGCCUGUCAGUUUAUUCCAAUGCAGAAUCAAAUUGUUCAAUGAGUGGUACCCAACAUGGUCGGAAGAGGAGCAGGAUAGAUUAGCGAAAGGAGUAACAGAGAUGGAUCCUGAUUUUGGCACAAAGUUGAUGGAGGCCAUCUUCAAUGGCCCUCAAGUUAACGGAGAUACAAAUGGUACGGAUGUGGUGUUAGGUUCAUCUGAGAAUGGAUGUCAGGAAGUUGAUGAACCUCAAAGUAAUGGUGAGGCAUCAGAAAGUGUACCUGAAGAACCCGUUGAUGCUCCUGUAGUACAGGGUAAUAUUCCUGUAGAAAUUGUAGCAGCCUCCUAACAUGAUGAGAAUGGGAAUUAUGUUACCCCACACCCACAUAUUUUUUAUUCAAUUUACAUGCUUACUGAAUCUCUUCGACUUUUUUAGCAUUUGUUAUAAUAAUUUUAUUAUUAUAAUUAAUUAAUAUACUUAUGUUUAUGUAAAUUAAGUCAAACAUCUUGCCUCAAGGCAUUUGAAGUCAAUUAUCGGCAACUUUGUAUACACGCAUCUAUUUUCUCCUUUUGGUAUAAUUAUAUUUUAUUUUUCUAAGUCAUUCGUAAGAAAAUAUAUACAUUCCGUAAGUUUUACAAUGAGUAUUUAUCUUUUAUAAAAGAUAUCUAAGUUUAUGGAAGAAAAUUUCCAAUUUUAUAUAUAAACCUUCAAACACAACUCUGGACGAUAAACAUUACUGUAUGUUUACAUUGCAAAUGCAAUUAAAAGACUUAAUCUGUAAACAUUCCAAAUUUACAACAUUGUCAUUCCACUUGUAUGUAUUCUAUACACAAUUUGUGUGUGGUGUAAUGUUGCCUGCAAGUAAAAAGAACUCCUUAUCUAUAACUAUAUGUAACAAGUUUAACACUGUUUUAAUUAACAAAUAAAUAUAUAAUUAUAUAAAUGUUACAUAAUAUACAUGUUUGUGUGAUAUGUGAUAAAUAAAAACAGCAUUGCUGUUUCGUAGUGAAGGCGUGCUUUUAAUCAGCCAACUGUUUGUCUUAACACUGCAUCUAUGUAUUUGAAAUGUAUUCUGCACAUAUACUAUCACGAAAUAUGUUAGGAUUAAUAAUUAACCCAAAAUAUCGUAACACAUUUAUCUGGGAGAUAAGUUUCAAGAAAACAUUCUUAAACUAUAGUCACAUUUAUGAAAUUUGUGUUAAGAAGAAUAGUCAUUUUUUCAUGAAAAGUAGAUAUAGAUAUUACAUCAACACGAAGAAUAAAAAUAAACUGGUUGUAGACAGUCCUUUACAAAUUCAUUUAAGAGGCUUUGUAUGUUUUUUUAUCUAUAAUAAGAUUCCACUUGGUAUUUAAAAUUUACCAUUUAUGAUUUAGAACCAUAGUGAAACAAAAUUGUUGUACUAAAGGUCUUCGAUCUUUAUUAGAGAUUCGUUUAGCUCUUUCUUCUAUCUUAUGUUACAAAUAGCAACCCCUAAAGUUUCUUACUCACUCUUCUCUUCUGCCUUACGAAUGAGUAGUUGAAUUAAUGUGACGAUCUUUAGAAUUUCCUCAAUGGCUAUCAUUGAGAAGGAAAAUUUUUGCUUUAAAUACGAUUUUAUUGUUUAUUUAAAUCAGAUAGGUAUACGAUUUUAUUAUUUACAUUGGCUGAUGCGAAAUAGAAUGGAAAGUGGAUUUUUUGGACUACUAUUGAAACUUACGUAAAAUUGUUGGUUGUAAUGAUAAAAUGUGAGGCUUUGGGCUAAUUCAAAGUAACUCAAUACUAUAUAUUGUAAAUUAAUAUAAAAAAACGUAUUCUAAUAUUCACACUGAAUGUAUCUGGACUGAUAGUAAAAAAAAUAUGUUCCUAGGAUAAUAGCAUAGUGAAGUACAAAAUGGAAUCUGUGCCAAGGUCAACUAGAAUAGUUUUUAUUAUUUUUCAUUUUCAUUACAAAUGGUUUCACGGAAUCUGGGCCCCCAAGUCUGCUAAUUUUAAAUCAUUGUGUGUGGAUAGCGUGUCAAUAACAGACUUUUGUACUUUUGGUAUUCUGCUAAAAAAUAGAGUGGUGGCUGGUCAGUGAUUAGCCAUCGAUCUCCUAUUCAACUGCCAUACCAUUUUUUUGGUAAUCUGCUGUUCGAUGGCGUAUAUAGCUAAUAUUACAUUUAAUUUGAAGAUUAAAGUGCUGAUUUAACUAGAGAAAAAUUAAGAUAUGCAUCG